Molecule: messenger RNA, 444 nt
Organism: Rotaria sp. Silwood1
Lineage: Eukaryota; Metazoa; Rotifera; Eurotatoria; Philodinida; Philodinidae
Source: the annotation of a GenBank genome assembly
AUGGAACUGGAAAGAGCAGAAAACGUACUUGUUAUUACUCACCAAGCUGUAAUUCGUUGUAUUCUUGCUUACUUUCUCGACAAAGAUCCUGAGCGUCUACCUUAUAUGAAAGUGCCAUUGCAUACAGUAAUUAAAUUGACACCGAUGGCUUAUGGAUGUAUGAUGGAACGUAUACCACUAUCGUUUGAAGCUACAAACACAAAUCGUAGUAAACUGAAGAAUUGUGAACCCAAUCUAGCAGUUGUAGAGGCACUUAAUGAAUUUCCCAGAGUACGUCCGGAAAUCAAGAUUGGUCCAAGAACAACUCAGGUCAUUUACCAGAAUACUGGUACAGCUUUUGAAACAACUGACGCACAUGGGAAUCGAAUACAACGUAUGGACAGUACGAUUAGUGAUGUUACAUGGGAUAAUAGUUUUCCAUCGGUUCACGAUAGUAAUAUCUAA